AUGUUCAUGCCCGGAAUGUUUGCAGGCGCCGGGCUCAACAAUGCCGACCCAGAGGCCGAGAGAGACCCUCCUCGAAUUCCGACUCCAGUGACUUUCCCAAUCCGGAGUGCUUAUUCCCAAACAGAAUGGAGUAAUGUCUCGCCGCCACCAAAGCUACAAUCAUUCUUUUCCAAAGUAGUCCGGCCAUCCGAUAUUUCCGCUGCCCAUGUUGAGGCUCUAAACAUUCACCUUCUGCCUCCAUGUCCACCCGAUGAGCUUAUACCGUUGGCGGUUGAUGGCAGCUCAUAUCUUCCGCCUUUGUCGCCGAAUCAGGCUAUAAAUGCAGCGUCGUAUGCGGAAGUCACAAAGGUGAACGCAUGCUCAGCUAAAAAGCAAGCCGACCUCGUCGAACGACUUACAGAGCUAAAGCUAAGUAACGAUGCUGGCUUUCGCACAAUCACACGCACUACGAAACACGGGACCAAACCGCCCAAGCUCAGCUGGCUGCGGAAGUUCUGGGAAGGGCUUGAAAGCGUUUCGCAGUAUUGGGACACCUCUCUGGACUGUUACUACGAAACGGAAUCGGUGACGACUGAGCCCGAGAAGGGUGCAAAGCGGCUACGAAUGGACUCCGUCCAAGGCGAGACCUUGGUUCGAAACAAGAAUGGGCCUCCGCACGAGAUUGCCUCCAGCGAUGACGAAGCUGGCCCAGGCAUUGAGUCAACAAAUGACUCUCACGCAUCCGAAAGGGCAAAUGAGAAUUGCACUCAACCAAAUGGCUUCAGCCCUGGCCAAGCAAACGGAGGGGAGUCCUCGAGCACGUCAACAGAUUCACGCAAGUGCUGGCGGUACAGAGGUCGACGGACAGCUUCUGGACGAGACAUGCCAGAUCAAUUCCGUUCAGACACUGUUCGCGCUUUUGUCGAAGCUGCUGCAUGGCCUUUCAACUGCUCCGUGGCACCACCACGUCAUAUGCCCAUUGUGCAAAUGAAUCGACUGAACAUUCCUGUAAGACAAACAGCGGCUGUGUACCGCAAUCCAAAAGAACGCAGCAGAGUGCGGGCGGGCUUUCUCGAAGGCCCUGUACUUACAAUCCAAUGCCGACCGGACACGGACUUUGACGCACCUAGCUUGACCAUCGAGCAGAUGAAGACACGAGCACGGCUCGACUUGAUGCGAGAGUUGGGUGCGCUACUUCAGCUGGCUCAGGAACGUCGGAGACACGGGAAGGCUGAGCAUCGCUCUGGCGAAGGCAAGUGGUGGACUAGCAAGCCGCGGUGGGGAGGUGGGCGUGACGGAGAGCUCUUGAGCGAUGGCGGCAAUGCAAAUGUGCCAGAAGUGCCGCCUAAUACUGAUGCCAUGCUUGGUGCGCCGAAGCCGAGAAGCCCUCGAAAGAAGAAAACGCCUGCCAUGCUUUGGAAGGAACUAAGAUGUGGGAGCAAGAUGUGGGAUCCGCGCAUUGCGUACGAGGCGAUCGGCAAAGACGCCGACUCUGCUUGGGAUGAGGUCUUCAUGGUUUCGUCGCUGAAUCACCACAUAUCCAUUCUCAAGCUGCGAGUCCACGGCGCUUACGUUGAGUAUCUUCAAUCGGAGACACUACCAGAUCCCCUCCCGACGGACAAAGAUUGGUGCUCGCCAAAGCUGCAGCGCUCGCAGUGGUUUGAUCUCCUGGAUGUUGGCCAACGAGUAGAGGCAUUUCGUGCUCUAUGGGGUGUCAUCGCAUAUCUAAUGCGGGAGAUGGACAGUCUUACGAAAGCUGGAGCCGAGGACGACGCUGGCAAGUCUGAUUGA
Messenger RNA from Ramularia collo-cygni, 1770 nucleotides. RefSeq lists its product as uncharacterized. The record is from RefSeq and is a predicted model, not a curated record. The transcript has 5 exons. Lineage: Eukaryota; Fungi; Ascomycota; Dothideomycetes; Mycosphaerellales; Mycosphaerellaceae. The coding region runs from base 1 to 1770 and encodes 589 amino acids.